Molecule: messenger RNA, 2942 nt
Organism: Entamoeba invadens IP1
Lineage: Eukaryota; Evosea; Mastigamoebida; Endamoebidae
Product: cysteine surface protein, putative
Exons: 1
Source: RefSeq, a predicted model, not a curated record
AUGUUGGGAUUUCAAUAUAAGUGUUAUAUUGUGUUUAUAUUGCUUAUUGAUAUGGUUGUAUCUUAUGAUCAAUGUAAUUUAACAAGUCCUUUGUCAACGAAUGCAACAAUAACGAGUUCCUGUUCGCAAUCAAAUGUUUUACAAAUUGAAAACACAUCAACACAAGUCAUUUUGAAAAUCAUGAAUAAUGCUGAAAUCAAUUUAGAUGACAUUUUAAAUUUAAAAACAAAUUCCAAUUUAAUAAUGAUUGACUCAAGUUCAUUAAUUGUUGUACAACAAGUUGCAUUUAAAAACAAUUCUAUUAUACUUAUGCAAGAUAACACAGUAUUUAAGUGUAGACAAAUGACUACAUUUUUUAAUACCGCCCAUCUCACAAUGGAUGGUAAAUCUGUUACAAAUAUCAAUACUAAUUUACAGCUUUAUUCAAAUUCGAAAAUUGAAAUGAAAGGCUACUCUAAAAUAUACACAGAAUAUCCGAAUUAUAUAAACGAUAAUUCGAUUUUUAUUCUUGAAGGUAAUUCCAAUUUUACAUCAAAAGGCUCUAUAUCGUUUAAUAACAAUGUAUCUUUAACAAUGAAAAAUAUGUCUUUAAUGCACAUGUAUUCUUAUAUCACAUUUUUGGAAAAUUCAAACUUAUUUGUUAAAGAUAAUUCUCAGAUACAAAGUGGUAGUCAGUUCAAAUGUAGUGGAUUUUUUACUGGAAUAAUUGAAGGAAACGCGAAGAUAACAGCAAAUAUUAUAAAUUUCGAUAAAAAUUCUCGAUUGUAUUGUAACGGAAACUCGGAGUUAAUUUCUUUUAGCACUUUAAGUGUUUAUGAAAAUUCAUUUAUUUCACUUAAAGAAAAAGCAAAAAUGAAAGUUUUGUUUUCGCUUUUAAUGUAUAAUAGUUCAUCAAUCAAUUUAAAUGGAAACGCAAAAGUUACUGUAACCAAAUCGAGUGAAAUUGCAAACGGAAUUGUGUUAAUGUCAGAUAAUUCAUUUAUCAACACUCCGUAUUUUAACAUGCAUCCAAAUGGUAAACUAGUGUUAGAUGGUGUAAAUGGAAUACCAACUGUCAAUUGUUCUUCAUUUGUGUGCUCUCAAGGAAUUGUUAAUAUAACUUAUAAUUCAAUUAUAUAUGUGGAUACUUCAACAAAUAUGAAUAACUGCAAUUUCUUCCUUACAAAUCGAACGAUAAGAGACUUCCCUCUUUUCUUUGUGAAUUCUUUUAAUUUGGCUGAUAACAAUUAUGUGACCAAUAAUUGGAAUUUCGAUUUGGUUUACUCAAAAACCCCAGUUGUUAGCGCUUCACAAACCAAUUUAUUAUUAGACGGCCAUUUAUAUAGAAAUGGAAAUUCAAAGAAAAUAUUUUGUCACUUGAAUCAAUUCGAUUCUACGACGAAUACAAUGAGUUAUACCGAACCAUAUUGCCCAUGUGAAGAUAAAGAGGAUUGGUAUAUUACUCCAUUCGCAAAUAUCACAUUUUUAAAAAUCACUGUUGACUCUACAAAAAACUAUAAAAACAAGAAUAUUAAAAAAGUUGAUGACGAUUUUACUGAUGAAAGUGCCACAAUUGGUAAUACUCAAAUUUCUUUUUUCAAAACAAAUAAUAUGAUUGUUCAAAUUACUUCAAAAAUAUCAGUUAAACUGGAAUUAUAUUCACUCACCAAAAAAGUCCUAUUUAUUUCAGAAACUAAACUGGUUUAUGGAAAUGUUAAAUACAACACCGCACUAAACACUAAAAAUGGAAUAAAAAUAAUAAGUGGUGUUGAGUGUGGAAAUGGAUUAUACAACAAAUCGUCACAACAGUGCCAUAUUUUAAAUGAUUGUGAUGUUUCAAAUUGUAAAUAUUGCCCAAACGACAGAAGUGUUUGUGAAGUAUGUCAAUCAACUUACGAACUUAUUGAUGGGAAUUGCAUAAAAAAUGAAAAUUGUUUAUUUUCGACAUCCAAUUGGUGUAAAAAGUGUUUGAAUGGUUUUUACAUGAAGAAUGGAAAUUGUGAAAAAGUGACCGACUGUAAUGUAAUCAAAAUAGAUGGGACUUGUCAAAUAUGUGAAAACAACAAUAAGAAAAUGUUGAAUUUGAAUGGAGAGUGUAUUGAAAGUGAUAAAACCAAAGUUGAGACAACAAGUGAUACAAAUAUAAAUACAUGUAAAAAUGGAUAUUUUUUAAAUAUAAAUAUUUGCGAAAAAUGCGUUAACUCUUCUUUGUGUGAAAAUGGGCGAGUAACAAAAUGUGACACAAACAAUGAAAUGAGUAUCAAUAGAAAUUGUGAUAUCAAAAAUUGUGAAAUUCCAAAUGACACAAAUGGGAGGUGCAACAAAGAAAUAAUUAAUUGUACAAUACUUACCAAUGCAAAAUGUGAAGAAUGUGAUAACAACUUUAUUUUAUCACAAAACAAAUGUGAAAAUAGAGGUGAUAUUCGUUGUGAGGUACAAAAUAGUAUUGGAUGUAUAAAAUGUAAAGAUUCAUAUUUUUAUGAUAAAAAUACAAAGAAUUGCGAGAAAUGUGACAGUACUUGUUUGACUUGUUUUGAUAAUGAAACUACAUGUUUGAGUUGCAAAAGUGGCAUGUAUUUGUCAGAUUACAAAUGCAACACAAAUAAAGACUUACAAGUAAAAUGUUUACAAUUCGCAAGUUUUGGGAGUGGUUGUGUCGUUUGCAAAGAUGGGUAUUACCGAGUUGGUCUUGAUUGUUUUGAGUGUGAUUUAAAUUGUGAGACUUGCAACGACAAGAAAAAUUGUUACACGUGUAAUAAAACAAAUUACAAAACAAAUGGAGGUGACUGUUUGCCACAAGGUGGAAUAGUUGGAUGUGCUGUGAAUGUUACACAAAGUGGGUGUUCAAAAUGUCAAGAUGGGUAUUAUUUAGUCAACACAAACGAGUGUAAUAAAUGCGAUGACAACUGCAAUACGUGCACAACAACAGGCAACAAAUGCACUUCUUGUGUAAAUUCACUUGU